Puntigrus tetrazona (Sumatra barb) is the source of this 4737-nucleotide messenger RNA. It is a transcript of the gene slco3a1b, whose product is annotated as solute carrier organic anion transporter family member 3A1b. Bases 670 to 2742 code for a protein of 690 amino acids. The transcript has 10 exons. Gene Ontology annotation, cellular component: membrane. The record is from RefSeq and is a predicted model, not a curated record. Gene Ontology annotation, molecular function: protein binding. Gene Ontology annotation, biological process: prostaglandin transport; transmembrane transport; sodium-independent organic anion transport. Lineage: Eukaryota; Metazoa; Chordata; Actinopteri; Cypriniformes; Cyprinidae.
UGAGGGUUAUUUUUAGUCUUGUAAUAAUAAUCACUUUGACAAUUCAGAAACUGCACUCAUCUUUUAAAAAAAAACAUUAUUUGGAGCUAUUCUCGAUAAAAUAUCUUAUCUAUCUAUCUAUCUAUCUAUCUAUCUAUCUAUCUAUCUGUCUGUCUGUCUAUCUAUCUAUCUAUCUGUCUGUCUAUCUAUCUAAUAGAUGUGUUUGCAGGAGGCGGAGGAAAUAAAGAGAGCCAGUAGAAAGGGAAAGGAGAGCGAGGUCAUCAUUUGGUGCAGGCUUUGGUGUAGAUGAGGACACGCAUGAGCUGAGUCCUCCACACGCACCGGCAAACUCUCCUCACGGAAGACUCGCGGUAACCGUCUCACGUAACGCCGAAUCGCAGUUUCCGCGUGUCGGUGAUGUUCAUGGUUAUUAAUAGGCUGCCGUGGUCUUCCGUCGGUUGCUUCGGACCAUUCAGAUCACCGGAUCAGACGCGAGUGCGCAGUUUUUGAGGUGACGGCGCUAAGGACGCUCGAGAUUCAUUUCGUGCGAUUCACUUCGAACGAGGACCGGAACCGGAGGCGAUGUUAAUGGAGCCGCGCACGUCUCGUUGAGGAUCCAUCUGCACUCGUCCUCAAUGGUCACCUUCUGUCCGAGCUUGUCUUUCUGCUUGCUGCAGUCCGCAUCAGAGGAUGUACGCGGAGGGAAGCACGCCAGACACUGAGCCAGACGAGUGCCAGAAGAAGACAUCAUGCUUCUCCAACAUCAAAAUAUUCCUCAUAUCAGAAUGUGCCUUAAUGUUGGCACAGGGCACUGUAGGAGCCUAUCUGGUCAGUGUCCUCACCACGCUAGAGCGACGUUUCAACUUGCAGAGCGCUGACGUGGGUGUGAUCGCCAGCAGCUUUGAGAUCGGCAACCUUGCCCUCAUCCUAUUCGUCAGCUACUUCGGGGCCAGGGCCCAUCGGCCGCGGCUGAUUGGUUGCGGGGGCAUCGUGAUGGCGCUGGGAGCGUUACUGUCAGCGCUGCCUGAGUUCUUGACCCACCAGUAUGAAUAUCAGUCUGGAGAGUCACGGCCUGUGGGACAGGGAAAGGAUGUGUGCUCCAAUACUAGUCGAGCGGGGCUCUCUGAUCCUGGUUACAUCUGUGGGAAUAGAACCAAUACCAACAUGAUGUACCUGCUGCUGAUCGGAGCUCAGAUGCUUCUAGGGGUUGGAGCGACACCCUUGCAGCCUCUGGGAGUGUCUUACAUCGACGAUCACGUCAGACGAGAAGACUCUUCCCUUUAUAUUGGUAUCUUAUUCUCUACACUGGUGUUUGGACCAGCCUGCGGUUUUAUUCUUGGCUCUCUGUGCACCAAAGUUUAUGUUGAUGCCGUCUUCAUUGACACAACCACUCUGGACAUCACUCCUGACGAUCCGCGCUGGAUCGGUGCCUGGUGGGGCGGCUUUAUCAUCUGUGGCCUUUUCCUCUUUCUCUCCUCCUUUUUCAUGUUUGGGUUCCCGCAGUCGCUGAACGAGCCUGGGGAGGGCCCGGGGGGUGAGAGUGAACAGGCCAUGCUGCCUGCUGAGCUGGUGCAGGAGUAUGAAGGAGUCAAAGCCUCAGACGACCCGGAGAUCAACACCGGCCUCACCUGCUGCCAGCACCUGCAGGUUAUCCCUAAGGUGACUAAGCAUCUGCUGUCCAACCCGGUUUUCACCUGUGUCAUUCUCGCUGCCUGCAUGGAAAUCGCUGUGGUGGCUGGAUUUGCCGCCUUCCUAGGGAAAUAUCUCGAACAGCAGUUCAACCUCUCGACGUCCUCCGCUAAUCAGCUCCUGGGCAUGACAGCAAUCCCCUGUGCUUGUCUGGGCAUUUUCCUGGGCGGGCUCCUGGUGAAGAAGUUGAAUCUGUCUGCGUUAGGGGCUAUUCGUCUGGCUAUGCUAGUCAAUAUCAUCUCUACGGCCUGCUACGUCUCCUUCCUCUUCCUUGGCUGUGAUACGGGCCCGGUCGCUGGGGUUACUGUUGCCUAUGGCAACGAGAGUCUAGGUUCAUGGGAGCGGACGGAGGCCGCGUGUCUGUCAGGCUGUAAUUGUUACACGUCUUCUCUAAGCCCCGUCUGUGGCUCCAAUGGCAUUACCUACCUCUCUGCCUGCCUGGCUGGCUGCACUAAAACCAAUCUAACAGGCUGUAAGUGCAUCGCCCAUGGCGACGGGCCCGGUACAGCCAUGCCGGGGAAGUGUUCCAGCCCGGGCUGUCAGCAGGCCUUCCUCACGUUCCUAGCAGUCGUGUGCGCAUGCAGCAUGAUCGGAGCCAUGGCCCAGACUCCAUCCGUCAUCAUCCUGAUCAGAACUGUGAGCCCCGAGCUGAAGUCAUACGCCCUUGGAGUUCUCUUCUUGUUGCUCCGGCUGCUGGGUUUUAUUCCUCCACCUCUGAUCUUUGGCAUCGGUAUUGACUCCACCUGCCUCCUGUGGAGCUCCGUAUGUGGCAUUAAAGGGGCCUGCAUGCUUUACGACAACAUAACCUACCGUUACCUUUACGUCAGCAUCGCCAUCGUUCUCAAAUCCAGCGCCUUCAUUCUCUAUGCCGUCACCUGGCAGUGUCUGCGUCAGAACUACUCCAGGUACAUUAAGAACAGCGAGGACUACCUGACCCCAAGCCAGCUGUUCGCCUCCAACCUCACCCUGGACAAUCUGGGCAAGGACAUUGCGCAGAACCCUUCCAACCGCACCAAGUUCAUUUACAACCUAGAUGACCACGCCUGGAGCGAGAACAUGGAGUCAGCCAUAUAGUCCCACCCCAAAGAGGGCCAGCGAGCCUAUAUGCACAUGCUAAUUUAGUCUCAUAUCGCUUUUAUUCGAAAGAAAGUCCAUAUAUAAGCCGAUUUCUGCACAUUCCCGCUGCCUGGGAGAAAUAGGCACUCUUUUAGCAUAUCCAGGGUGUUUUGACUAAACAGAGCCAAAUGAAUUUGACUGUUACUAUAGUCAGGACUUGUAUAUGCUGGAUGUACGAUAUGUGGAGAUGAAACGCAUCCACGCAGGGGAUGUGCUAGGACGCAGUUCCAAAACCGAACAAUUAAUCUUCCAUAAGUCAAAACUAGCCCCAGCUUACAUAUACGAGCACCUUUUUAGGUUUCAUUUUGAAUGGUCUUUUUAGUAUUUUUUUAAGAGAUGUAAAGAAUAUUAGCAUAUAAGUUCUACGAGAUAUUAGCUAAUACGUUUACUUGAAUAUUGUGAGGCUAUGGAAAUUUCUGUCUAUUUUUAUGGAGGGUCUUAGAAAGCUUGAUGUUAUUACUCAGUAUCUCCUCUGUACAGGCAUUAGACUAUUACAAACGUAGAUAACAAGUGCAGAGUUCACACGCGUCAUGUAACCUAUUAAUCAACCUAAAAAAUAUAAUAGUGAACAUUUUAGGCCCAUGUCUGUGAAAACGUAUAGCUCGAAUAGACAAAAGGUUCAUUAGUUUUGUGAUGCCUCGUUAUUUGUCACCUGCUGUGAUUUAAACUAAAGCGACACGCAACAUUAAUCAGUAGUUGUUAUCAAGCAGAGGACGUUGGAAGGAUGCAAGGAUGGAUUUAUUUCAGUGCAUGCAGGUAUCGCAUGUUGAUGCAUCAGAGCAGGUGCAUGGGAAUUUUAAGAGAUAAAUUGUUUUGGUGAAGGUAGAAAUUUCCCUUCUAUUACUCCAGCAUCCUCGUAAAGUGGUGUUUUAUGAUAGUGUUACGGCACCUUAUGUACUUUUUUCUUCCAAUCUGUCAUCAAUAUGUUCAAGGAAAUUCGCUUGGAAGACCAAACGCUAGGAUUAACAAAGUUUUACAACAGUAAGUUGCGAAACAUUUCUUGUUCUUUAACGAUGCAAUACACGAAGCAAGUAAAAACAAAAAGAAACAAUUCAUGAACUACUAAAACACCAAUUCGAGUUGCAUAAAAUAACAAUGAACAAAAAUGGAAAAAACGACUGAUUUCAAACAUUUUUGUAUGACAUUGGACCUAAGAAUUUGUUUAAUAUACUUACGAAUUAUUUUCUAUGCUUUUUAUAAAAAAAAAACAAUAAUAAAAAAAAAAAAAAAAACAGGAUGUUGGUGAUCCAUGGUAACGUAAUAAAGCUAAAUGCUCUUUAUAGAGGAAAAUCAUUUGUUUUUCUGCUGCUUUUCAAAGACGGUUUACUGGAUGCAAGUACACUGAAGAGACCCACAUAGGGCAAAAACCCAAACCCAUUAUCACCCUUCAUGUAAAUGGCUUCCCAAGCACAUUAUUUUAAUGCACUGCAAUAUACGCCGAAACGCUUGAUUGCUUGAAUGUUGAGGCCAGUGUCAAUACAAAUGGGAUGAUAUAAGAAUGAUGUCACUGUUUAUAUAAUCAUUCCUCUCUAUCGAUAAUUCAUUGCCGUAAAAGUGCCAAAGUGAUGCCAUUUAAGUGUUCUGAGUUCUCUCCGAGAGGCGGUUUUUUCAUAAUGCUGGAAUUGUAUAUUACCGCGAGAUGCUUUAUUGUAUUGUACGUAGACAUAUGUGAUAUCUUAAGCAACCAUUACACCUUGUACAUAGCGACAUUUAAGUCCAGAAUGUAGAACAUAGCGAUGCUUUAGGCUUUUACAGGUGAUGUUACAAGUCUUAACUUUGGACAAAAUAUAUAUUAUUGUUAAAUGCAGAUGGAGAUUAUGUUAUGCUUACAGAGGAAUGUUGUGGUAUAUUUUUCUACCCAUGUCUGUAUUAUGAAGCUUAUGUGUAAUGACCAUAAAAGGUGUACAAGAUAAAAAAAAAAAAAAAUUACAUGAACAACUAUCUGCACUAAAA